Messenger RNA from Cheilinus undulatus (humphead wrasse), 1681 nucleotides. RefSeq names its product ly6/PLAUR domain-containing protein 1-like. Gene Ontology annotation, molecular function: acetylcholine receptor inhibitor activity. The transcript is spliced from 4 exons. The coding region runs from base 183 to 599 and encodes 138 amino acids. Gene Ontology annotation, biological process: acetylcholine receptor signaling pathway. The record is from RefSeq and is a predicted model, not a curated record. Lineage: Eukaryota; Metazoa; Chordata; Actinopteri; Labriformes; Labridae.
UCCCUCCCUCUCUUCGCGCGCUCCGGAGCUUUCCGCUCUCACCUCUAACCAGAGCCGAGAGGAUGAACUGGUCCGGGUCGGGGCUUCCUCCGAGGCGGUUCCUCCUCCUCCUUCAUGCCUCCUCCGCCUAAAACGAGCUCACCAGGUCGGAUGUUUCUCCUCCGAGCGGCUUCUGGGAGAGAAUGCGUCUUCUCAUUUUCGCGACUUUAUUCGGAGUCUUUCUUGACGCAGGAGAUGCCCUUCAGAUCCAGUGCUACCAGUGUGAGGAGAUGAAGCACAAUGACUGCUCCACACCAGAGUACAUCGUCAACUGCACCGUCAACGUACAGGACAUGUGCCAGAAGGAGGUGUUGGUCAAACCCGACGGGAUACAUUAUCGGAAGUCCUGCGCCUCCUCCGGCGCUUGCCUCAUCGCCUCCUCUGGGUACCAGCAGUUCUGCACCGGCAGGCUAAACUCAGUCUGCAUCUCCUGCUGCAACACGCCGCUCUGCAACGGGCCCAGAAGGAAGCGCCCCACCCCGUCUGCAGCACCGUCCAGCCUGCAGAGGCAUUUGCUACUCCUCCUUCUGCCCCUGCUGACCCUCCUCCCCUUGACGUAGAACGAGGAUGCCAUCACAUCUCUGCUGUUAACGUGGAGCCCGGAUGUGUGGUUUGCAGCUGUGGAGCAGACUCGGACAUGGCGCUGGCUUUGUACCUCCUCAGCAUCAUGAAAAACUGUCGAUAUGAUCGAUUUUCCACCGUGACUUCUGAGAAUGACACUGAAGAAUAAAGGACGCUUUGUGGAUCAGUUCUGAAGGACCAUCCAGGCUGCAGCCGAGGCAUCUCUAAGUUUCUUUGCUUUGUGUGAAGUGGAGAGUUUUUUUUUUUGUAGUUGUUUUUUUCAGGAUCCUGCUCUUAAGUUAUUUUCUGGUUAUUUCAUGCUGUGAAAGGUGCUGGUAACAGUUGAUGUGGAAAAUGAUAUUUUUGAGCUUCUAUUCUGUUGGCUGAAAUUGAUAUUUUUCCUUCUUGUUGAUGCUGUUGUUAAUGUUGCUCCGAAUACGCACAUUUUGUAUUUAUAACAACAGUUUAUUCUGAUAUUUUGAUGAAAAAAGGCACUUUGAUUGAGGCUAGAGAUGAAUUUGAUGCCUCUUGCAGCAUAUUUUCCCAUAUAUUUGGCUCUGCCGCUCAAUGUUAACCCAUGUUUUGCCACUCUGAAUUAGCUAAAACAUUUUCAGAAAACCUUUUAUCCUUGAGGUUUACAGAGAAGAGGAUUUUGCUGAAUGUACAUCAUUUAAAAGCAGUCUUUUAGUCAAACUUGGAAUCAGCCAAUACCACAAACUAAAAUGUGUUGAAUUUAUUCACCAUAGAAAGUGCUGUUGAAGAAUUAGCUAUAAAGCACAAACCCAUGCUUCAGGAUAGCAACCAUACUCCCCUUUGUCAAUUUUAGCUUUAAAUUUAAAGGUAUGCCCAAAUAAAUCCUAUUAUUGCAUGUAGCUUACACUCUAGACCAAAAACUAAUUUUUGUAAUUUGUGCCAAUGAAAGUAAAUUUAACCCAACAUAUGAAUCAAACAUAGAGACAGGUCUUUGAAAUCACUAUUUUUAUGCUAAAUCAGAGCAAAUCUAGCAACCAGACAUUCAACAUCUAUUACAAAUGUCUUUUAAAGAAAUUGCUUUAAUAUGUAGACGAAUGUUGUUUAUUUA